This is a messenger RNA of Cucumis melo (muskmelon), 636 nucleotides long. RefSeq lists its product as uncharacterized. The record is from RefSeq and is a predicted model, not a curated record. The transcript has 2 exons. NCBI's taxonomy places the organism in Eukaryota, Viridiplantae, Streptophyta, Magnoliopsida, Cucurbitales, Cucurbitaceae. Bases 1 to 636 code for a protein of 211 amino acids.
AUGAAAUCAAACAAGGAAGUUAUGAUUUUGCAAUGUGCCAUUGAAAAUUGCAAAUGGUCCUUGCGUUCUUCUUGUUGUAUUCAUGCCGAUAGGUUAUUAUGGGUUCUUACUAGGUUUGAUUCUGAACAUACAUGUUCAAUAGAUGUUCCAUUAACUGAUCAUAGACUGGCCACCUUUACUGUUAUCAAGGACCUAAUAAAGAACAAAAUAUCUUUAACUGGUUCUGAAUUGUCAACUCCCAAAGAUAUAGUUCAUUUCAUUCGUGCUGAACAUGAUUUAAGUAUAUCCUACCAAAAAGCAUGGCGUGCUCGUGAGGUUGCAUUGGAUGAUAAUCACGGAUCUCCGGAGGAAUCCUACAAGAUGCUACCUAGAUUUGCAUACAUAUUAGAACUCAACAACCCAGGUUCUGUUGUUGAAUACAAAGUUGAUGUUGAUGGUAGAUUUCUUUACUUCUUCAUGACAUUAUCUGUUUCCAUUUCUGGUUGGCAACAUUAUCAUCCAGUCAUUUCUAUUGAUGGAACAAGUUUGAAGAAUAAGUACGGUGGUACUUUGUUAUCUGCUCCAACACCUGAUGCCAAUGAUCAGAUUUUUCCACCAGCCUUUUAUGUUAUGGAUUCUGAGAAUGAUUCCUCAUAG